UAUCAAAUUAUCAAGACAUAAUAAUAUUAUUAUUUUAUUAUAUAAAUUAUUAACUUACUAUUUUACUAUAAAAAAAAUAGCCGUUGGCCCGUGCUGUACUUCUUUAAUUUCUGUCAUUCUGUAUUUCUGUAUUUCUGUGCACUAUCCACAAAUAGUAACUAAGUAACUACUGCCAGGUUAUACCUACUUGUCAGUAAUUGAUUUUUCUACUCAGUUUAUAGUUAAUUUAUCUUUCCUUCAAGAAUAAAUUACAAACACAACUACAAACUUGAUUCGUUGGUAUUCUAUAAUAUCAUACUUAAUAGAUAAUACUUUAUACUUACAGUAAUUCAUGCCUAUGGGCUACGACCUAUCUGUCUAUUAGCACAGAAUAUAUAAAUUCAGUUGUAUCAGAUUUAUACUUGUGUCUUGUCUAUGUUAAUAAUAUUAAAUUAGUAAGCUGGUGAUAUAUAUAAUUAUUUAAUACGACAAUACACACAUAAAGCUAAAAUGUCUGCCAAGCUAGAAUUUGCUGUAAAAAUGUCAUCUCCAUCAUGUGCUGAUAAAAUUCAAGAUCAACUAAGCCAAAAUGGAAUUUCAAAAUCUGACGUUCAUAUAUCCCAUGAAACUGGAAUUGUUACUAUCACUACAGAUCAACCGUCUUCCCUUAUUUUAAAUUCUAUUGAAAAAACCGGUAUUAAAGCAGUACUUAAAGGAUAUGGAAGUGCUACACUCGACAAGAACUUGGGCGCUGCUGUUGCUAUGCUUGGUGGAUCAACUGGUUAUAGUAAAUUAGGUAUAAAUGGUGUUGUUCGGUUUGUUCAGAUUAAUAAUAAUGAAUGUAUAGUGGAUGGUACUAUUGAUGGAUUAUCUCCAGGAAAACAUGGCAUCCAUAUAUAUGAAUGUGGGGAUUUAUCUAAUGGAUGCGAUAGGAUUGGAGAUCAUCUUAAUUUGAAACAAACAUCACAUGGCAAUCAAACUGAUGACCCGAAUUUCAGGCACACAGGAGAUUUAGGAAAUAUCACUGCUAAUGAAGAUGGAAGGGCAAUAUUUUACUUUAAAGAUAAAUUAAUAAAUGUAUCACAUUUAAUUGGUCGAUCAGUUGGUAUCACAGAAAAUGAAGACGAUUGUGGUAAAACCAAAAUCAAUACAUCAGAUAUUGAUGGAAAUAGCGGUAAAAGAAUUGCUUGUGGUAUUAUUGCAAGAUCUUCCGGUUUAUUUGAAAAUAACAAAAAAAUAUGUGCUUGUGAUGGUGUAACACUUUGGGAAGAAAGAGAUGUACCAUUGGCUGGGCCCGGUAGACAAAGAAAAAUAUAAUCAUAG
This is a messenger RNA of Metopolophium dirhodum (rose-grain aphid), 1302 nucleotides long. It is a transcript of the gene Ccs, whose product is annotated as copper chaperone for superoxide dismutase. The transcript is spliced from 7 exons. Gene Ontology annotation, biological process: removal of superoxide radicals. NCBI's taxonomy places the organism in Eukaryota, Metazoa, Arthropoda, Insecta, Hemiptera, Aphididae. The record is from RefSeq and is a predicted model, not a curated record. Gene Ontology annotation, molecular function: copper ion binding. The coding region runs from base 490 to 1296 and encodes 268 amino acids.